Molecule: messenger RNA, 1614 nt
Organism: Vitis riparia (riverbank grape)
Lineage: Eukaryota; Viridiplantae; Streptophyta; Magnoliopsida; Vitales; Vitaceae
Product: disease resistance protein At4g27190-like
Exons: 2
Coding region: 79-1614 (511 amino acids)
Biological process (GO): defense response to other organism
Molecular function (GO): ADP binding
Source: RefSeq, a predicted model, not a curated record
CAGCAGUUGAUCCAAGUGAUCAAAAAAUUCAGACGAAAGGGAUAGCUGAAUAUCAACCUUGUCAUUCCCAGUCCAUCCAUGGCUUCGUUCGGCGGUAGAGUGAUGGAGCGGAGCCAGAGCAAGAACCAAGCUUCAGAUUCGGAUUCGGCUGGUGAAGGAGUCGGUUGGCAAAGUGCAGGGGAUACCAGUCGAAUCAUGGACAAAGCUUUGGAACUGAACAGGAAGAAAGAUAUCAUAUGCCUUAUUUUGUCAUAUCCUCCUUUCAGCUCGGUGAUCCAAGGGAGUCACAAAGGUUGGAUUCUUGAUGUUUUGGCGAUUAAUCAGAAACUAAGAGAAGCAGUUUACAGGAAGAAAGUAAUCAAUGUUUCAGAGCUCUUUUCUAGAAUCAGUCGACAGAUUGAUCAUUCAAUCGACGAUAUUGAAGCUUAUGUUCCACGACACAUCAUUGAGGAGAUGCAAAGGGGAACUAUAUGGGGUAGAACACCUACUACAAAAGUGUACAGUUUGGCCAUUGAUUUUGCUGUUCGCCAAAUUAUACAAGAUAGAGAAACUCCCGAAUUUCAGAGGAUUUAUAUCUCUGGCAGAGAUGAUGCAGGCAUCCUCAUGUCAAGAUUGAAGAAUCUACAGCAAGAAAAGGGAAUGUUUGAUCUUGCCAUUCACGUUAAGGCGUCGUCUUGUAAAACUGCUGGAGAUAUUGAAUAUGGCAUUGCAAGAGAACUGGGUCUCUCAACAUCCAGCAGACAGGAAGUGGAUGUAUUGCUGCAAAGCAAAAGCUUCUUGAUCCUUCUUGAUGGUGUUGACCUCGCUUCAUCGACGAAUCUGAGCGAAGUGGGGACCAAUUGGUGGAACUCGAAGAAGUUUCAAAAGAUGGUUUGUACAACUAGCUCUAUGGGAAGGGGAGUUAAUCACACGGAAGUGGAUUUGGAGAUUAGGUUGGAGGAUCAUCUGUUAACAUGGGAAUUGUUUUGUAUGAAUGUUGGCAAUGUUGUGCAUUCUUCAGGCAUCCAACGCCUAGCAAUACGUGUGGUCAAAGAGUGCGAGGGUCAUUUGCUUGCCAUUGUUCUAAUGGCAAGAGCCUUGAGAGAGGUCGAUGAGGUUCACACAUGGGAAUAUGCAUCUCAUGCACUGGCCUUGCAACCCACUCGGCUGAGAGACUAUGUUUUAUUUAAUGCCUUAGCAUUCAUCUGUGGGCGUUUGGGCUCAGCAAUGUAUUGUUUGAAGUUUUUUGUACACAUGGGAUGCUGGAGAGAGAUAGAGAAAGGAGAUGUCAUUGGCAGGUGGAUCAGCGGCGGCUUAAUUAGAAAAGCAGAUGAAGGAGAAGAAAUGGUUCGGGAUCUUGUUGAUGCCUUCUUGUUAGAGAGUUCCGGGAAUGGAGAUUCUGUUUUUCUCAGAGUGCGAGGUGAAAUCUAUGAGGCCUUACUAAUUUUGUUAGGACACAAAACAGAGUUGCUAUUUCUUUGGCAAUGUGGAAAGGGAUUAACUGAUCCUCCAAUAGAAGAGAUGUGGAAAACAGCCAGUGAGGUGCAUUUGAUGAACAAUAAACUGUCUGAGCUACCAAGAGUCCAGAUUGCCCUCAACUCAGGGCACUGUUCCUACAAGCCAAUCAUGGUCUGA